Molecule: messenger RNA, 606 nt
Organism: Nematocida minor
Lineage: Eukaryota; Fungi; Microsporidia
Exons: 1
Coding region: 1-606 (201 amino acids)
Biological process (GO): sphingolipid metabolic process; regulation of plasma membrane sterol distribution; intracellular sterol transport
Cellular component (GO): Golgi apparatus; cortical endoplasmic reticulum
Source: RefSeq, a predicted model, not a curated record
AUGAAGUGCAUCCACUGCAAUGAGCCGGUAGAAAACACCGUGAAAACAUCAGAGGGCAGCACAGGCGUAAGACACGCACUGUGCCCCGUGUGCAAAAAGGUGGCUGAUGUGUAUGCCAUCUGCCAGAAAGAGCUUCUGAAGGAUCUUCUGCUUUUCAAGCCAGAAGCAUUCACGCACCUUGUGUUCAAUGCGACCUACACAAACACUCUGAAUGUGCUCCUCCUAAGGCUCUUUCUGAUCCUUGUAAAUACGCUGGACAGAGUGAGCACGAGCGCAUUCUGCAUAAAAGAUAUGUCUCGAUCGAUGGCCUCGCAGAUUGUGGAGUUUCUUCUGCUGUUUACGCUCCUCCAGAGGUUUCUGCGCUUCCAAAAAACACUGUACAUCACCACUGCGCUGUCCACCUUCUCAGUCCUAAAAAUUUUUAUCUCUUUCUCCACCUCCUCCAUCAGCCAUGUGUACUACCAAAUGUGCAACAUUAUUGUUCUCCUCAUGACCUCAAAAGCGAUCUCCACUCUUCUCCUGUGCAGCAACACAACAUCCCUCAGCAUGGUGAUUGUGCUGCGGAUGGUUUCCACGGGGUUUUUCUACUCCAAAUUUCAAAUUUAG